CGUUGGCAGUCAUCUAUCGUCUACUAGGUGAGCGCAGCGGGCGCAAAGUAUGCCGAGCCUGCGGCAAGCGCACCGGCCAGUUGCUCUUUCCGCUCCGUCGCAAGGAUCGCCAGAUUUGCUCAGGCAAACAGCAUCACUUUUCUUAGAUUCCCAUCAAAUCUCACCACAGCACACCCAAUGGCCUUGUUCAGGAGCUCGACCCUGCUGCCGCAGUGCACAUCAUGUGUACGGAGGUUUACGCGGCAGAAUCUGGAUGCCUGGGGCUCACAGCAGACACGCACCAUCUCGAAGAAAGCCAAGGAGGCAGAGCGCAACAUUGUCGUCAAGCUGCUGAAGGAUGUCCCGAGAUUUGGGCGCGCAGGCUCCUACGUCCCCCUGAAUCCAUCUCUCAUGCGCAAUCGAUGGUUCCCAGCUCGCGUCGCCGACUAUGUACCCGCAACCCAACUCAAGCAAAUGAAGGCACAGGAAGUCGACAUGGCGAGAGAUUUUAGCUAUGGAGUACGCCUGAAUCUGGAAGAGGCAGAGGAAGACGAGGAAGACCUCCUCCGACGGCCAAAGCACUACAUACGGCCGAUUGAGAUCGACCUGCUCAGCCCUGAGCGAUCCAUGGAGCUCCUGAACACCUUCGUCCCUCCCACAAUCGACUUCUACCGACAACGCAUCGAGCAAGACAAGGAGCCGAAAGAACGAUAUGGCGCGUCCGGUGCAGCAGAUAUAUUGACUGCAGCAGCCAUGGGAAGCAAAGCGAAAGCCCACACAGACGCCAUCUAUGGCUCAGUCUCGACAGCGGACCUUGUUGCGACCAUCAAGGGAGCACUGGCGCAUAACGACGAGGCGGCCCGUGUAAUGUUAAACGAAGCUGAUGUCAGGUUCGUAUCAGGCCAUGAAGAGGGAGAUGCGUCGCGUGUAAAGCAACUAGGCACAUUCAAGGUGGAGAUACGCUUACCUAGCGCCGAGGAGCCUAUCAUUAGGAACAUCCGGAUUAGAGCAAAGGAGUCGGAAGUGUAGAUGUACCACUUGGGCACGAGAUUAGCGAAGCAGUCACUAGUCACGCACCCCCAGGCCCAGAGCCUUUGAUAUUUCUCCGUUCGCUGUAAAGAUAUACCUGUAUAAACAUGUAAAGACGGUUAUAGCAUGGCCCUAGUCGCGGGGAAAUGGCAGAGGGAUCUCCAAGAGCCGCUGUCCGGAGCACGACAGCCACAAGUCUCGUACUCGUCCCGUCUGAAAUCCAACGUGAAUGGAACGUGAUUGGUGGGACUCUGACCGCCCAGCAGUGAAAUGUGAAGCAGCUCGGUAAAUGAAGGCGCAACAUGGCACGUUCUA
Molecule: messenger RNA, 1323 nt
Organism: Cucurbitaria berberidis CBS 394.84
Lineage: Eukaryota; Fungi; Ascomycota; Dothideomycetes; Pleosporales; Cucurbitariaceae
Exons: 3
Coding region: 178-1008 (276 amino acids)
Biological process (GO): translation
Cellular component (GO): mitochondrion; ribosome
Molecular function (GO): structural constituent of ribosome
Source: RefSeq, a predicted model, not a curated record